This is a messenger RNA of Solea senegalensis (Senegalese sole), 2991 nucleotides long. It is a transcript of the gene avil, whose product is annotated as advillin. Gene Ontology annotation, molecular function: actin filament binding; phosphatidylinositol-4,5-bisphosphate binding. The coding region runs from base 296 to 2740 and encodes 814 amino acids. Gene Ontology annotation, cellular component: actin cytoskeleton; cytoplasm. Gene Ontology annotation, biological process: actin filament severing; barbed-end actin filament capping; actin polymerization or depolymerization. The transcript has 21 exons. NCBI's taxonomy places the organism in Eukaryota, Metazoa, Chordata, Actinopteri, Pleuronectiformes, Soleidae. The record is from RefSeq and is a predicted model, not a curated record.
GGCAUAACGGGCUGUCUGUUCGUGCCAUAGAGAGAUCCGGUCCUGUUGUUUUUUAACAAAGCACAUUUGUUUACAGGAUUGUGAGUGUCCUCAGUGAUUGGGCCAAACAUGGUGAAAGGUCCUGGAACAUGCAAACACAGGCAAAUGUGGGGCCCAGAGGGGACGAGGACUGAGGGCCUUUUGUUAUCGCACAGCAAAUCUGAGAGGAAGCUUGUCAAACAAGAAUAUCAGUUCCUCUCUCAGAUAAAAAGAACGUACAACAACAACAUUGCACCAAACUGUCGACUGGAGCAAAAUGGAGUACACAUUCAAAGCAGUAACUCACAGCGCUGGGAUUAUAAUCUGGAGAAUUGAGAAAAUGGAGCUGGUACAAGUCCCAGAGAAAUCGUAUGGCAGCUUUUAUGACGGUGACUGCUACCUGCUUCUGUCUACACAUAAGGUGAGCAACUCUCUGAGUUAUGACAUUCACUUCUGGAUCGGCUCAAAAUCAUCACAGGAUGAACAGGGUGCAGCUGCUGUUUACACCAUACAGCUCGAUGAAUUUCUGGGCUCCACUCCUGUGCAGCACCGUGAGGUUCAGAACCAUGAGUCUGACACCUUCAGAGGAUACUUCAAACAAGGAAUAAUCUAUAAAAAAGGUGGAGUUGCAACUGGUAUGAGGCACACUGAGACCAACACCUAUGAUGUCAAGAGGCUGCUUCAUGUCAAAGGGAAGAAAAGGGUGAUUGCCACGGAGGUGGAAAUGAGCUGGAAGAGCUUCAACUGUGGAGAUGUCUUCUUGUUGGACAUCGGGAAGACCAUUAUUCAGUGGAAUGGACCAAAGUGUAACAAACAGGAAAAGCUCAAAGGAAUGUUGUUGGCUAAAGACAUCCGAGACAGAGAGAGAGGAGGUCGGGCAGAGAUCAGAGUGAUGGAGGGGGACGCAGAGAGUGACUCUCCUCAGAUUAUGAACAUCCUGAAUAACACUCUUGGACAAAGAACAUCUGGGCUCACAGAUGGAGUUCCUGAUGAAAUCGCUGACCAGGAACAGAAAGCCAAACUCACUCUUUACCAUGUUUCAGAUGCUGAUGGCCAGAUGAAGGUCACAGAAGUUGCUACUCGACCACUGGUUCAGGAUCUUCUCAACCAUGAUGACUGCUACCUCCUGGACCAAGGAGGGACAAAGAUCUUUGUAUGGAAGGGGAAGAAAGCAAACAAAGCUGAACGACAGGCUGCUAUGGAAAGAGCUUUGGAGUUCAUCAAAAUGAAAACAUACCCCACCACUACCAAUGUGGAGACGGUGAAUGAUGGUGCUGAGUCGGCUCUUUUCAAGCAGUUGUUCCAGAGUUGGACAGUAAAAGACCAGACUCAAGGUCUGGGCAAAGUUCACACAAGAGGGAAAGUGGCUCACAUCACACAGGAGAAAUUUGAUGCGUCUCUGAUGCAUGUGAUGCCAGAAAUUGCUGCACAGGAGCGAAUGGUGGACAAUGGCACGGGUCAAGUCGAGGUGUGGAGAAUUGAGAAUCUGGAGCUCGUCCCCGUGGAGCCUGAGUGGCAUGGAUACUUCUAUGGAGGAGACUGCUACCUGAUCCUCUACACUUACUUAGUUAACAACAAGCAGUGUUACCUGCUUUACAUAUGGCAGGGGCGUCAUGCAACAACAGAUGAAGUGGCAGCUUCAGCAUUUCAUGCUGUGGAUUUGGAUCAGAAAUACGGUGGUGAGCCAGUCCAAGUGAGAAUAACCAUGGGCAAAGAACCAAGACACUUUAUGGCUAUUUUCAAGGGUAAAAUGGUUAUCUUCGAGGGAGGUACCUCUAGAAAAGGAUCCUCUGACCCAGAGCCUCCGAUAAGACUAUUCCAGGUCCAUGGCUCUGACCCAUCCAACACAAAAGCCAUUGAAGUUCCUGCACUAGCUGCCUCUCUGAACUCCAAUGAUGUGUUUGUACUAAAAAGCCAAGCAGAAAUGUAUCUGUGGUGUGGAAAGGGAUCAAGUGGAGAUGAGAGAGCCAUGGCGAAGGAGGUGAUUUCUGUCAUUGGUCAGAACAUCUCAGUGGAGACUGUGGCAGAGGGUCAGGAGUCCAUUGAAUUCUGGGAAUUGCUUGGAGGCAAAACUCCAUACGCCAGUGACAAGAGGCUACAGCAGAUGGUUUUCGACCACCAGCCACGCCUGUUUGAAUGCUCCAAUAAGACAGGUCGUUUCAUCGUGACUGAGGUGACUCAGUUCACGCAGGAUGACCUCAGUGACGAUGACGUCAUGUUACUGGACACAUGGGACCAGGUGUUUCUCUGGAUUGGUAAAGAGGCAAAGGACGAGGAACGCAAAGAAGCAGUGGUGACGAGUCAGGAGUACCUGCACACCCACCCGGGAAACAGAGACCCAGACACACCCAUCGUCUUAGUCAAGCAAGGGUUCGAGCCGCCCACCUUCACUGGCUGGUUCAUGGCCUGGGAUCCGUUCAAAUGGAGCGGAGGGAAGAACUAUGAAGAGCUGAAGAAGGAGUUUGGAGAUGCUGUGAUACCUGUCCCUGUCACAGUGGAGCAGGAGAGUGUUGAAAUUGAGAAAAACUUUGAGUCAUUUCCACCUGAGGAUCUGGUCAACAAGCUCCCAACAGAGCUGCCUGAAGGUGUGGACCCAACCCAGAAAGAGAGACACCUCUCAGACGAGGACUUCAGCAGUGUAUUUGGGAUCACAAAAGAUGACUUUGCGCAGCUGCCGCGCUGGAAACAGCUGAACGUGAAGAAAGAAAAAGGCAUGUUUUGACGCACACGCACAGUGUAUGUGUCUAUAAGUCGACAUCAUCUCUCGUUUGAUGUCCUCUCUUUCUCUCUCCUUAUGUCAUGUCUUUGUUAACAUGUUGGACACAGUUUCUCUCUCACUGUACAAACCUAUCUUUGUGAGGAUGUGAGGACCUUGACCUUGUGGGGUCAUUGUGUGUGAGCUCCACCACUGGGUUUAGUUUCGGGUUAGGCACUUAGUUGUGAUGGGUAAGGGGCUAGGGAAUGCAUUAUGUC